CUCACACAAGUUCUUUGCCACUUAGCCAGUUACUACUGCUACUACUUCUUCUUCACACAAAAUAAUAAACAUCUUCUAUGGAAUUCAUUUCCUUGUUCUUUACACUAUUGUUUUCUUCAAUUUUCUUGAUCUUUCUCCUCCAUUCUGUCCUCAAAUUCUUUGAUAGCAAUCACUGGAAUUUGCCUCUUCCUCCUGGCUCAUUGGGUUGGCCUUAUAUUGGCGAAACCUUCCAACUCUACUCUCAAAACCCAAAUGUCUUCUUUGCCUCUAAACAGAAGAGGUAUGGCUCUGUGUUCAAGACCCACAUCUUGGGUUGUCCUUGUGUAAUGAUUUCAAGUCCAGAAGCUGCAAGAUUCGUGCUUGUAACGAGAGCUCAUCUCUUCAAGCCAACAUUUCCAGCAAGUAAAGAAAGGAUGUUAGGCAAACAAGCUAUCUUCUUUCACCAAGGAGACUACCAUGCCAAAUUGAGAAAACUUGUCCUUCAUGCUUUUGUACCUGAAUCAAUCAAAACCAUCGUCAGUGAUAUCGAAUCCAUUGCUAAAGAGUCUCUAAAAUCUUGGGAAGGAAGAGUUGUAAACACUUUCCAAGAAAUGAAAACAUACACAUUCAACGUUGCAUUACUUUCUAUAUUUGGAAAGGAUGAGUUCCUAUACAGAGAAGAUCUGAAGAGAUGUUACUACAUUCUUGAGAAAGGAUACAAUUCAAUGCCCAUUAACCUGCCUGGAACGCUCUUCCACAAAUCCAUGAAAGCAAGAAAAGAGCUUGCUCAGAUCUUGGCAAAAAUUCUCUCCACCAGGAGGCAAAUGAAGCUUGAUCAAAACGACCUGCUUGGAUCUUUCAUGGGUGACAAAGAAGGUCUCACAGACGAUCAAAUCGCCGAUAAUAUUAUAGGUGUGAUCUUUGCAGCUCGUGACACAACUGCUAGUGUUCUAACAUGGAUUCUCAAGUACCUUGGAGAAAACCCCAGUGUCCUUCAGGCAGUCACUGAAGAGCAACAGGACAUAGUAACAAGCAAAGAGAAGUGUGGUGAGGAGAAGCUUCUUACUUGGGCAGAUACCAAGAAGAUGCCAAUUACUACAAGGGUGAUUCAAGAGACACUAAGAGUUGCUUCAAUUUUGUCUUUUACUUUUAGAGAGGCCGUUGAGGAUGUUGAAUAUGAAGGAUAUCUGAUUCCAAAAGGAUGGAAAGUUUUGCCACUUUUCAGAAACAUUCACCAUAACCCAGAAAUCUUUCCAGAUCCUGAAAAGUUUGAUCCUACAAGAUUUGAGGUUGCACCAAAGCCCAAUACUUUUAUGCCAUUUGGCAAUGGGACCCACUCAUGUCCUGGAAAUGAGUUAGCUAAGCUGGAGAUUUUGGUCCUGCUCCAUCACCUGACCACUAAGUACAGAUGGUCUAUGGUGGGAACAGAUAAUGGGAUUCAGUAUGGCCCUUUUGCCCUUCCCCAGAAUGGUUUGCCCAUCAAAUUGUCUAAGAAAUCAUAGUUUUGCUUUCUAACUCCAAGAGAGAAAAAGGAAAAAAGGGCAGUUUGUUUACAUGGAAAAAGCUUGCCUUUUAUAUGGGCUUUCUUCUUUCUUCAAAGGAAUGAUGAAGAGGGAGAGAGAGAGAGAGAGAGAGAGAGAAAGACACCAAACAAAGACCAUUUAGCAUCAAGAGACAGUUCAAGGAAGAUAAUUUGAAGACUGUUAUACAAAAAGGGAAAUCAAUUGUACAGAAGAGUCUCAUACCCUAAAAGAAAAAAUAUACAUAUUUAUGUUCAAUUUUUUAAGAUUUGAGAGUGGGAGAAAAUAAAAAAAAAAAAGAAAAAAAAAAGGAAGAUUAGUGUAUGAUGUUUAAUUGGGUUUAAUCCCAACUUGGGAUUGGUUUGUAUUUACCUAUAUAUAGAUUUGAGCUGCAAGGCAAAACUAGAAAAUUUCAAUUUAAUGAAGGUUUUUGAUUUA
Hevea brasiliensis (rubber tree) is the source of this 1937-nucleotide messenger RNA. RefSeq names its product abscisic acid 8'-hydroxylase CYP707A2. The record is from RefSeq and is a predicted model, not a curated record. Gene Ontology annotation, molecular function: heme binding; iron ion binding; (+)-abscisic acid 8'-hydroxylase activity. Bases 78 to 1481 code for a protein of 467 amino acids. Lineage: Eukaryota; Viridiplantae; Streptophyta; Magnoliopsida; Malpighiales; Euphorbiaceae. Gene Ontology annotation, biological process: sterol metabolic process; abscisic acid metabolic process. The transcript has 7 exons.